AUGGGUAAUCCAAUGAUGACUGACAAAGCUCCCAUUAACGUUAUGGAGUGGUCUCCAGAGUACGUUAGAAAAUAUCUUGAGAAGCAUAUGAAGAGUUCGCAUUUUAAAGAGGAUGCUAUUAAUAAGUUACUAGAAAGGAUCAUAGAUUGCUUUCAACAACUGAAUAGAAAUACCCCUACGUUCGUUAAAGUCAUAACUGCUACUGAAUUCAAAAAAUUUCGUGAAAAUAAUAAAAGGCAAUUAGAAAAGCUUAAUAAAAUGAUGAACACA
This is a messenger RNA of Funneliformis caledonium, 270 nucleotides long. The record is from the annotation of a GenBank genome assembly. Lineage: Eukaryota; Fungi; Glomeromycota; Glomeromycetes; Glomerales; Glomeraceae.